CCACUAUGGAAAUUAAUAGACAGACAUCUACAUCAACAUUCAUUGAUCCUAACAUGUGAAGGAGAAUUUUUAAUGAAAGAUAAUAUUUAUGAAGCAGCCAUUCAAGAAACAUAUAAUUUUUGCAAAGAUAAUUCAUUAAUUUUAAUUUGGCAAUAUUUGUGGAUGGAAUGGUACAGUGAAUCAAAGUGGCCAUUAUGGGCACGCUCACCAUGUGAAAAUAUGAUCUCCAUAUAA
Rhizophagus irregularis DAOM 181602=DAOM 197198 is the source of this 234-nucleotide messenger RNA. Lineage: Eukaryota; Fungi; Glomeromycota; Glomeromycetes; Glomerales; Glomeraceae. The record is from RefSeq and is a predicted model, not a curated record.